This is a messenger RNA of Paramecium octaurelia, 1907 nucleotides long. NCBI's taxonomy places the organism in Eukaryota, Ciliophora, Oligohymenophorea, Peniculida, Parameciidae. The record is from the annotation of a GenBank genome assembly.
AUGGCAGAAGAAUGGAUUACUAAAUAGAUUGAUAAAUACAUUAUUGUGAAUUAGAAGCUGGGAAGUGGGGCAUUUGGAACAGUGUAUAGGGGAUUUAAAAAAAAUGAUGAAACGAAGCAGGUUGCUGUAAAGGCAAUAUCAAUUGCUGUAAGAAAAUCAGAAUAACGAUUUUAGAGCAUCAAAGACUCAGCCAAGAUGGUAGAACACAUUAAAAGAGAGAUAUCUAUUUUGUAAUAGGCCAAUAAUCCUCAUAUCGUUAAAUUGUACGAUGUGGCCAGAACACCACACUAUUUGUAUCUAUUUUUGGAGUAUUGUCACGAUGGGGAUUUGAAGAAAUACUUAUCAACAAAAUAUGGCAGGAGAUUAAGUGAAGUAAAACUAUUUUAUAUAUAUUUUAAUUUCUCAGGUUGAGGCAGUCAUCUUUUUGAAACAUUUAGUUGAAGGAUUCCGAACACUUCAUUAGCUCAAAAUAAUACAUAGAGAUAUCAAACCUGCUAAUAUAUUGCUGCAUAAAGGUGUUGCUAAAAUUACUGAUUUUGGAUUCGCUCGAGUGAUUGACACUGGAAUGAAUGGUAAAAUAAGCAGUUAAAUCAUAUAGAUCCUGCCUAUUUUUCAAGAGUGGGAUCUCCCUUAUAUAUGGCACCUUAAAUAUUGGAGGGGUAACCGUUUUCUUCCAAAUGCGAUGUCUGGUCAAUGGGAGUGAUGCUAUAUGAAAUGCUAUACGGAAAACCUCCUUGGGACGGAGACAAUCAAUACAAUUUGUUACAGAAUAUCAAGAAAACUGCAUUGCAUAUUCCUGAUGCUCCUGUGAGGAGUGAUAAAAUUAAGCAAUUGCUAAAACAUAUGUUGGUCGUACAUGAGAAAGUAAGGACAUGGAGCUUAACUAUUUUUAGGAUAGAUAUUCUUGGGAAUAAAUUUUCAAUCACGAAAUCAUGCAGAUUUAGGAGGCAUAGAUAAAGAAUAAUUUGGAGUAGUUGAUGAAGGAGAAGGACGAGUUGUCACGUUCUGAGAGUCUCAAUAAAUUGUACAUGGAAAUGAAUCUGGUUGUCGGCUAUUUAGAUCAACCUGAAUAGAUUCUUUAAGAACCAUCAACUCCUCAAUUAACACAAGGGAGUGAAGAAAAACAAUCUGUUGAUGAUAUUAAUCACGAAAAAGUAUCACAUUUAUUUAUUACUAUAUAGGGGUUAAAAAUUAUUAAUUAAUAUGAGACUGAAUAAAAACGCAGAAAAGCGAUGUUGAAAUAUAACACUUACUUUUUGUUUGAAAGAAAUAUUGCUUUCUUCUUCAAUUACGUGAUCCAAAAAAUUAUCAAGAUGUCACAUCAAGGAAUACUCAAAUUGACUCAAGAAUUAUAUUAUUCAACAAUUUUUUGUAUCUCCAAAAAUCAAAAUGUGCACCUUAAAAGAAUGUAUGACUAAUUAAUGUCCACCAAUCCUGAUAAAUUUGAUAGGGAGACCUGGGGUAGGUACUUAAUCAGUCAAGAAUAUAAGAAAAUAUUAACUGUCACCAAAAAUGACAUUAAACAUACGGAAGAUUUCUAUUUGGAAAUUUAUAAGAAGGAAAAGCAAAUCAUUGAUAAAGAACUUACUUAACCUGAUAAUAAAAGGGCAUCCAAAAUUAAGUAAGUCUUGGAUGUUAACUUUGAUCAAAAUACUUUCUUCUAAUAACUUUAUCAAUCAGUCGUACAAGAAAGCUUAGACAUCAUUAAAUCUUCUAUUAAAUAAACUAAAGACUCUGAUCCUGUAUAUAAAGAUUUACUCUAAUUGGGAUGGUUUCUUGUGAUCUGUUUGAAUCCGUACUUAGAAUUUAAAGACAUUAAUAUGGAUUUUAAUUAAUUUUAUGAGGAAAUGCAAACACUCACAGAAGCAUAAUUUUUAGAAAAAAUUGGUAAACGUCUUGAUCUAUGA